This is a messenger RNA of Lathyrus sativus (Indian pea), 1116 nucleotides long. NCBI's taxonomy places the organism in Eukaryota, Viridiplantae, Streptophyta, Magnoliopsida, Fabales, Fabaceae. The record is from the annotation of a GenBank genome assembly.
AUGUCUCUUGAAUCAGCUGAGAAUAACAUCAGAGGAAUACCAACUCAUGCUGGACGAUAUUUGCAGUACAAUAUCUAUGGUAACCUCUUUGAGGUUUCCAGAAAGUAUGUACCUCCUAUUCGUCCUGUCGGUAGAGGUGCUUAUGGUAUUGUUUGUGCUGCUGUAAAUGCUGAGACACGUGAGGAAGUCGCCAUUAAGAAGAUUGGCAAUGCCUUUGACAACAGAAUAGAUGCUAAAAGGACCUUACGGGAAAUAAAACUUCUUCGCCACAUGGAUCAUGAAAAUGUGAUGUCCAUUAAAGAUAUUAUACGACCUCCGCAGAGGGAGAACUUCAAUGAUGUGUAUAUUGUUUCUGAGUUAAUGGACACCGAUUUGCAUCAAAUAAUACGUUCCAAUCAACCAAUGACAGAUGAUCAUUGUCGGUAUUUUGUGUAUCAGCUGUUACGAGGACUCAAAUACGUACACUCAGCUAAUGUGUUGCACCGAGACCUCAAGCCUAGUAAUUUGCUACUGAAUGCCAAUUGUGACCUUAAGAUUGGAGAUUUCGGUCUCGCUAGGACUACAUCAGAAACCGAUUUCAUGACUGAGUAUGUGGUUACUCGGUGGUACCGAGCUCCCGAACUGCUUCUUAAUUGUUCAGAAUAUACAGCAGCCAUUGAUAUAUGGUCUGUCGGUUGCAUACUCGGUGAAAUUGUAACAAGACAACCCCUAUUCCCUGGAAGAGAUUAUGUUCAUCAGCUGAGAUUGGUCACCGAGCUGAUAGGUUCACCUGAUGAUGCCAGCCUUGGAUUCCUGCGCAGCGAAAAUGCUCGUAGAUACGUAAGACAACUUCCACAAUAUCCAAAACAAGAUUUUGCUACUAGGUUUCCCAACAUGUCUCCAGGUGCUGUUGAUUUGCUUGAGAAGAUGCUUGUGUUUGAUCCGAGCAAGCGCAUUAGAGUUGACGAGGCGUUGUGCCAUCCAUACAUGGCACCUCUGCAUGAUAUCAACGAGGAACCUGUUUGUGUCAGACCAUUCAGUUUUGACUUCGAGGAACCGAUGUUCACCGAAGAAAAUAUCAAGGAACUCAUCUAUAAAGAGUCUGUGAGGUUCAAUCCUGAUCCACCAAUUCACUGA